Striga hermonthica is the source of this 1848-nucleotide messenger RNA. The record is from the annotation of a GenBank genome assembly. NCBI's taxonomy places the organism in Eukaryota, Viridiplantae, Streptophyta, Magnoliopsida, Lamiales, Orobanchaceae.
AUGAUCAGAUUUGCUAGACGAGUUAUGACGGGCAAACGCAAAUUCGAGUCGGGAAGUUCGAAAAGGAAAAAGAAAGAAAAGCAAGAAAUAUUAACAAAAUCUCUUGCCGGUUCAAUGGAUAGGUACGUAAAACCUACAACUCCUCUAGUAGAGGUUGAAGUGCUUGGUCCUACUGAAACUGUGCCGGAAUUAAUUGAUACACCUGUAGUUGAAAUUGAUCGAGAUUUAACAUAUCGAAAUCGAAUUGAUUCAGAUGAUAAUGAUGGGGGGGAUGGGAAAUUUGAAGAAGAAAAAGAUGAGUUAGAGAAUGCGAAUGAUAAAGAGGAAAUGAAUGAUAACCAUGAUAUGAAUUGUCAAAAUUUGGAAGAUUUGUUCAAUCCAGGAAAUUGGGAGGAUAAUUUGCCUCAAAGAAAGAUUGAUUUUUUGGUCGAGAAAGGGCCAGUUAGAGUUACUAAUUUCGUGUAUCCAAUUAAUGACAAAGGAGAUGCCCUCUUUAAUGAGCUUAAAUCUAUUUUGAGUAUAUGGAAAUUAGAUUUAAGUGACUUGAGAGGGCAAGGCUAUGAUAAUGGUUCAAACAUGAAUGGGCAAUACAAAGGAGUAAGUAGUAGAGUGCUAAAUGAGUAUCCUCGAGCAUUUUACACUCCAUGUGGCUGUCAUUCUCUUAAUCUGACUCUUUGUGAUAUGGCGAUGAGCUCAGUUCAGGCAAAGUCAUUUUUUGGAGUGAUACAACGAAUUUAUAAGUUGUUCUCUACUUCAACAAAGAGGUGGGAUGUUUUAAAAUCCUUUGUAAAGGGUCGUAAAGAAAGAGGGCUUACUUUGAAGUCAUGGUCGGAUACACGCUGGGAGAGUCUUGUUGAUAGCGUCAAGGCUAUAAGAUUCCAAGCACCUCAAAUUAGAGAUGCAUUAUUGCAUCUAGUGGAACACAAUGGUGAUGCAACAACGGCUAGUGAUGCUAGAUCUUUGGCGGAGUAUGAACUUCAAAGUUUUGAUUUUCUUGUGGGAGUAGUAAUCUGGUUUGAAAUCUUGCAAAAAGUGAAUUCAGUUAGCAAAGCUUUCCAAAAAAAUGAUAUGGUCAUUGGUGAGAGUAUAAGUCUCUUACAAGGCUUGAUUGUUUUUUUGGAGGAAUACAGAAAUUGCGGUUUUGAAAGUGCAAAACUUGAAGCUCAAAAGAUUGCAUUGGAGAUGGAUGUGGAACCCGCCUUUCGUGAAAUUCGAAUUCGUCGCAAAAGUAAAUUUUUUGAUGAAAAUGCUCGCGAUGAACCAAUUCAAGGGGCCGAAGAAUAUUUGCGAGUAAAUUAUUUUCUUCAAAUUGUCGAUAAUGCUCUUUCUUCUCUCCAACUAAGGUUUGUGCAGUUUCAAAAGUAUGAAGAGAUUUUUGGAUUUCUAUUCAACUUGACCAAGUUGAAAAUCAUGGAUGAUGAAAGUUUGAUGCAUUCAUGUGUUGAACUUGAGGACUUUUUGAAACAUGAAGAUAAUUCUGAUAUUGAUGCACUCGAACUAUUCUCGGAGUUGCAAUUACUGAGAAAAGCAUUACCGGAAGGAUUAAAUAAACCAGUUGAAGUCUUGGAGUAUAUCAAAAAUUUGUAUUAUGGUUUUCCUAAUGCCUGGGUAGCUUACAGAAUAUUGUUGACCAUCCCGACUCACGGUCGUCUGUACGUCACGGGAUGCUGCUCCGGGAAGCGAACAGUGAUGGACGCGCACAAGGCGGUCGACGGGCCUGCUCGCGAUAAGUUGGCGGGGGCUGGUACUCGCUGGUAUGCUCGGAUGUUGAUCGACGAUGGCGUGCGAUCGGUAUCCCACGAACAGCGGGUCGCGAGAGAGGUCUUGCUGGUGGUCUCGCGGCAGUGA